Fusarium poae is the source of this 1869-nucleotide messenger RNA. RefSeq lists its product as uncharacterized. NCBI's taxonomy places the organism in Eukaryota, Fungi, Ascomycota, Sordariomycetes, Hypocreales, Nectriaceae. The record is from RefSeq and is a predicted model, not a curated record. The coding region runs from base 1 to 1869 and encodes 622 amino acids. The transcript has 2 exons.
AUGAAGUCUAUCAUCGUUGUUUCUUUGGUCGCUCUGGCUCACGCGAAGUGCGACUGGCCCAGUGAUAUAGGCGUAUGGUAUCCUAAGCCAGGCCAGAUCUUCGGGACAGUCAUAAUGGACUUGGGAAUAACUGAACAAGAGAUCCAGUUGCUCAACCCAAAAAUAAGCAUAGAUAGGAUCUACCCUGAGGAACCAUACAAUGUCACAUUCAGACCAUCUCGGUCCGGAACGUGGACAGAGGGGUGUCCGUCUUCCCUUAGGAUUCCAGAUACAUCGAUACUAGAUCCGUCGAAUGCUGGACAAGAAACCCUAGUAUCUACGUCGACCGCUGCUGCUACCGAUAGUGUUGGUAGUGAUGAUGAUAAUCAUGAUGAUGAUAAUCACGAUGAUGAUAAUGGUCGUGGUGGUGGUAGUGGUGGUGACGAGCACAGCCUCCAGAUUACCCAUACCAUUCGUAAGACGGUAGCAACUGGAACCAGCACGACAGCCACUUAUGGCUCCGACCUAUCAUCUAUAUCGACGGGGAUUGAUAGUCAAUCUGCCGAUGUGUCAUACCCGUCUUCCACAAAGAACAGAGACAGUGGCAACGAAUCUGAGGGAUACCCGACGCCUGAGUCGAUAAGUGACAUGCCGACGAGUGCAGCAUCGAAGCCCUCGGGGACAUUGUCAGAAGAUGGAGAAAUUAGCGCUUCUGAUACCAAAUGGCCUGGGAAAGCUGAUGGAUCAAAAACUUCCGGGACCGCCCAAUCGGCAGGUACGUCUGAAAAGACACCUACGAUAAGUCAAGACCCAGAAGCGAAACUGCCAACAGCUUCGGAGGACGCGGUGUCAUCAUACGCCACUGUAGAUGAAGAGCUGACAGGGACGCCGAGCCUCCCAGAUGUCUCGUCCACCGGCGUAGGGUCUGCAACCACUGGUGCGGCGACAGAGAACGAACAAAGCCUGGAGUCUACACUCGCAACCUCAUCUGUUCUGUCGUCCAUUACCGGUACGACCAAACCAGAAACUGCACCAUCGUCAACACUGUCACAGACAGACGCAUCCAAUGAUAACGAAACAGAGAAACCGAGCGGUGCCUCGUCCAAUGAAGAACGCACCACUUUGCCCGAAGAUCAUUCAACCCAGAUACACUCAGCAGGAAGUGAAAAAGUCGAGUCAUCCACCUUAACAGAAGCUUCAGCUACAACUACGACUGUAUCACAGGCACAGGAACUUACUGGAUCGAGUACAGAUCCGAGCAGCACUGUUCCCACUGAAGACAUCUCAAGAGAAACAAAGUUUACAAACUCGAAUGCAGCGUCUGACCAGACUGUUACGUCCGUACAUACGACGCCAACGGCGGCCAGUUUCGCCACUCCAUUCGGUGACGGCUCGACGAAACAAACUGCCACGGGAGCCACAGGUUCGUCCGCAGAGACACAAACCACGUUAGUGACUUCCCCUUCCAAGGGCACCCCAAAGACCACGACUACAGCAAGCCCGUUCAGUUGGAAUGAGCUGCGUUUGGCAACGUGCCUUUACGAUCAAGAUUUGAUUGGACACGGACAGCUGAAUGGGGAUAUGGUGCUGGGGAUGAUAGCCGAUUUCUGUGAUAGACCAGAUAUUGAUAGCAGCAUGAAGUAUGGCGACAAAUGCAUCGAGGACUCUGGAAAGGAUAAGUCCAGGGUUGACUACAAAUUCAAAAUCUGUCCUAAGAACCAUUGCCCAAAUUACGGUCAAAACAUGAAAGAUCCACAGGGGCAGGGAGGUUAUUCUUGUACAUAUAUCUUCUUCGAAAGGAUCUGGCGUUUCUGCAAUGAUAAAAACCACAACGGUAACGGAGGAUCGUGGGACUCUGGAUGUCUUGAAUACUAUUUGGAAAUCGGAUAG